AUCAUUAGCGGUACGAUGCAGUCAUUAGUUAUUUUGCAGAUUGUAAUUAUUGGAGUGGCAGCGGGUCUGAGAUCAUCUCGAAUCCCGGUAAUUACUCCACUCUUGGGCGGCACAGAUGCACCAGAAGGAGCGCAUCCCUAUCAGGUGUCGUUAAGACGUCAAAAUUCUCAUUUCUGCGGAGGUGCUAUCCUUAAUAACCGUUGGGUAAUUACUGCUGGACACUGCGUUGUUAGAGUCAAUUUAGUUGGCGUGACAGCAGUAAUGGGCACCAACACAUUAUCAAAAGGUGGAGAUGUCUAUCACCCGGACCUAUUUAUAAUUCACAAAAAUUUCAAUCCUCGGUAUAACGACAUCGCUCUGAUAAGAGUUUCGAAGGAAAUAAAAUUCAAUAAAAAAGUCCAGCCAGUGAUGUUACCAGCAACCGACUAUAGGUUCGAUCACCACAGAGUGAAACUUUCCGGCUGGGGUCGCACUCAGGUCAAUGGUAAAAUUCCAGAUUACCUUCAGGAAAUAGAUCUAUGGGUUAUCAGCCAACUAAAAUGCAGAAUUUUUUUCCCGAUUACGUUGACCAGCGGAAAUAUUUGCACUCUUACAGUACCAGGACAGGGAGCCUGCGGCGGUGAUUCCGGUGGUCCACUGACGGACAAUGGAAUUCUUAUCGGUAUUGUGUCAUAUGGACUUCCCUGUGCCAUAGGAUUCCCUGAUGUUUACACUCGAGUUUUCCACUACCGCGACUGGAUCAAUCAAACAAUCGCAGCCGCUAAUAAAUUGUAUAAUAAUAAUUUGGAAAAAGUUAUUAUCGACUAUCAUUGUAGAAAUAUGAAGUCUUUAAUUGCCUUUGCAGUAAUUAUUGUUGCGAGUGCUCUUGCAGCCGCUCGCGAAAUUCCGCGAGUUGUGGGUGGCAAGGAUGCACCAGAUGGGGCAUAUCCGUAUCAAGUAUCGUUGAGAAUUAGCAAUUCUCACUUUUGCGGAGGUGUUAUUAUUAACAGCCGAUGGGUUCUUACUGCAGGGCAUUGUGUUUAUUUCAUGGAUACUAAAAACAUGACAGUAGUGGUCGGUACGAAUAAUUUAUCGAAAGGCGGUGACGUUUACAAGUCAAACUACACAACAGCUCAUAAAAACUACACGGGAGAAUUUGUCAAUGACAUUGCGCUGGUGAAAAUCGUUGGGAAAUUUAAUUUCACAAAGAAAGUCCAGCCGAUUUUGCUGCCGACCAAAAAUGACCUGACCAAAGAGUACCCGGCGAAGCUUUCUGGCUGGGGAGCGACUUCGCUCGGCGGAUAUUUGCCUGACAAGCUCCAGGAAAUAAAUCUUACGGUCAUCACGCAAGUUCGCUGCAAGAGCUUCCAUUCCACUAUCACUGGGGGACACAUUUGCACUCUGACCAAAAAGGGAGAAGGUGCUUGCCAUGGUGACUCUGGUGGGCCAUUGACUGCCAACAGGACUCUCAUUGGACUCGUUUCCUUCGGGCGACCCUGCGCCGUAGGGUAUCCUGACGUUUACACCAGAGUUUUCCAUUACCGCGACUGGAUCAAGAAGACAAUAGCGAGCGUUGAUAAGACAGAUGAUGAUUACUCUGAUUACCUGAGUGAUUAUUAAUUAAUGUCAUGAAAUUUUAAAUAAAUAUUCUGUCAAUUUAAA
This is a messenger RNA of Microplitis mediator, 1641 nucleotides long. Its product is annotated as transmembrane protease serine 9-like. Gene Ontology annotation, molecular function: serine-type endopeptidase activity. The coding region runs from base 16 to 1599 and encodes 527 amino acids. The record is from RefSeq and is a predicted model, not a curated record. The transcript is spliced from 6 exons. Gene Ontology annotation, biological process: proteolysis. NCBI's taxonomy places the organism in Eukaryota, Metazoa, Arthropoda, Insecta, Hymenoptera, Braconidae.